GGCGCGGUGACGCACUCAACCAACGUGCAGUGAUUUUAAACUGUCGGAAAGUGACAAAAGUAUUGCAGUUUGCAACGAAUGUUCAGCCAAACUGUCUCGAGGAGGUGCCUCAGCAAAGACCUUCAGCACUACUGCAGCAGCUGAAAGGAGAGCUCGUCACAGCACGAGAACGACCACCCCGUCCGUGGCGGACGUCUUGAGAGGACGAAAAAGUUUGCGACUGACAGUGCCAAAGCAAACGGAAUAACAAAGAAGGUAAUGGAGUUUAUGAAUUGGAUUUAUUAAAACCACUUGGAGACAGUGAAGUGACGCGCAGAGAGAAAAAGAAUGCGCACCACAGAGGCAGCGCGUGCGCCCUCACUCUCUGACAUGUUUGAAGAAAUCCUCCAGGAAAACGACUCAGAUUCCAGGCAGACGAGUACGGGUGCAACUGCUCAACAGCUGGACUGUUACCUGUCAGAAAUCCUCAUCCCCAGGAGUGACAAUCCUCUAACAUAUUGGAGGACUAAUCGAGACCGCUUUCCUGACUUAGCACAGAUGGCUCGCAGGUACUUGUCUGCUCUAUGCACCAGCACAGACAGUGAGAGGCUGUUUAGUGGUGCAUCCAAUGUCCUUGAUGAGAGGAGGAACAGACUGACAUGUGACAAAGCAGAGAAGCUAUUGUUCAUAAAGAAGAACCUGCCACUGUUCCUGAAGGAAUAGGCUAAGUAGACUUAUGCCAAAAGGACAAUGGUUAAUUUGUUAUUUGCACUUAGGUUUUUUCAAUGCACUUUAAUGCAUGAUUUUCUUGGAAUGUCUACAGCAGGGGUCAACAUAGGUUCAAUCAUGGGCCAGAUUUCUUAACCUUUUUUGGGGGGUUUGAUAUAUAGGCACAGUUGUUGAUGUUUUUGUCUGGCAUCUAAGACAAAAUAAAAUGGUUUUAUACAUAGUUAGUUUCCUUCUUUUUAUUUUGAAGCUGAAGUACUGUUAUUGACAAAUCUAUUCUUGCCUGGUAUAUGUUGUGUACCUGUAUAAGUGUAUGAGGUUACAAGCACACACUUAUUGAGAUUUAGUGGGGCCUCUGUUUACAUUAUUAGCCUGUUGUGUAGGCUACCUGUAUACGUUUAUGAGGUUAAAAGCACACACUUAAUUAAGAUUUACUUGAGCCUUCUGUUUACAUUAUUAGCCUGUUGUGUAGGCUACCUGUAUAAGUGUAUGACGUUACAAGCACACAGUUAUUGAGAUUUACUUGAGCCUUCUGUUUAUAUUAUUAGCCUGUUGUGUAGGCUACCUGUAUAAGUGUAUAAGGUUACAAGCACACACUUAUUGAGAUUUAGUGGGGCCUCUGUUUACAUUAUUAGCCUGUUGUGUAGGCUACCUGUAUAAGUGUAAGAGGUUACAAGCACACACUUAUUGAAAUUUACUUAGGCCUUCUGUUUACAUUAUUAGGCUGUUGUGUAGGCUACCUGUAUAAGUGUAUGACGUUACAAGCACACACUUAAUUGACAUUUACUUGAGCCUUCUGUUUACAUUAUUAGCCUAUCUACUGUGACUAAGCAGACUUUUGCCAAAAGGACAAUAAUUCAUUUGUUGUGGGUUAAUCCACAUUAAUGCACUUAAUUUUUUGGGGGAGUGCAUGUUUUGUUUGAAGGCCUAAUAUAAAUGAAAAACUUUGUGCUUUCUUUGAAAAGCAAAGGCUACUGAAAUAUUGAAAAAGUGUCAAUAUUCAAU
Molecule: messenger RNA, 1710 nt
Organism: Nerophis ophidion (straightnose pipefish)
Lineage: Eukaryota; Metazoa; Chordata; Actinopteri; Syngnathiformes; Syngnathidae
Product: zinc finger BED domain-containing protein 4-like
Exons: 2
Coding region: 328-702 (124 amino acids)
Molecular function (GO): protein dimerization activity
Source: RefSeq, a predicted model, not a curated record